GGGCCAACAACAACAGAGGAUUGUAUGCUACUGAAGUGGAGUACUGUACGUCUUUCAAGUUGAAAACAGACACAAAAAUAAGUCUUACUAAGGCUAACCAGGUGCGGAAAAGAUGGAGGAGAACGAGGAGCAGCCAGACAAUGUUUCAGAGCUAAACCUGAAAGAGGAGCACUGCGAGGGAGAAAGCGUCAGACUUCACAUAGUGACGUGGAAUGUGGCCACUGCAGAUCCUCCAGAGGAUGUGACCUCACUUCUCCACCUGAACUCACCAAAAAGCGCCGACCUUUAUGUCAUUGGUCUGCAGGAAGUCUACUCAGGACCUGUAAGAUUUAUGACAGACAUGAUGUACGACGAUCCAUGGAGUCAAAAGUUUAUGUCCACUUUAGCACCAUUGAAUUAUAUAAAGGUGUCUUCAGUGAGAAUGCAGGGUCUGCUCCUACUCUUCUUCUCCAAACUGGAGCACGUUCCCUUCAUCAGAGAAAUCCAGGCAAAGUACACUCGUACGGGCUUGUUUGGUUACUGGGGUAACAAAGGUGGUGUGUCUGUUCGUCUGUCUUUUUAUGGCCACAUGCUCUGCUUCCUCAACUGCCACUUGGCUGCUCAUAUGAAAUACGCCACAGAGAGAGUGGAUGAGUUUGAGUACAUUGUGGAUACACAGAUGUUUGAUUGUAAGAAGGCUCCAAGAAUAAUUGACCACAGGCUGGUGUUCUGGUUUGGAGAUCUGAACUUCAGAAUACAGGACCACGGCAUGCACUUUGUUCGCUCCUGCAUCAACAAUCAAACCUACAACCUGCUGUGGAGCAACGAUCAGUUGAUCAUGUUGAAGAAAAAAGAAGAGCUGCUGCAGGAGUUUGAAGAAGGACCACUGAACUUCCAGCCCACAUACAAGUUUGACCUGAAGUCAGAUACUUAUGAUAGCAGGCUCCACAAGACAUGGUUUGACUAUAACAGUAAGAAGCGGAAACCUGCCUGGACCGACAGGAUUCUGUGGCGUGUGCUGCCCUCUGACAAACAGGAGGAGACCUCAGUGGGACUACAUGAAAAGACGAUUAAAGCGCAGGAUGAGGAGUACCCUCUGAAGCUCAGACAGGACUUGUACACCAGCAACAUGGAAUACAACAUCAGUGACCACAAACCUGUUAUUGGUGUCUUCACACUAAUGCUGAGGAAGAUGUUCGACACUCCUCUGGUGCGUCUGCAGGCAGAUGGUGACUGGAGCUCAGAUAUUGACGCCAUGGUUCUCUACAGUCCUCUCCAGCCGUUCCCCUCCAGUAACUGGGACUGGAUUGGACUCUAUAAGGUUGGAUUCAGCAGCUUCUCUGACUACAUCACAUAUACAUGGGUGAAAGAUGACGAGGUGGCUUUCAACGAGGAGUGGAUACAGGUGUUUGUUAGUAAAGAGGAUAUCCCUGUGAGAGGAGGAGAGUGUGUGCUGUGCUACUACUGUAACUCUCUGCAGAGCAUCAUUGGAAUCAGUCAACCAUUUACGGUUCAUGAGUCCAGGGUAGCAAUCGAGGAAGGCUUGCUUCCCGAGAGGAUCAAUGGACUUGACAAAACCACAGCGAGCAAAGAUUUUAAAAACUAAUCUUUCAGAGGUCAUUUAACUUAAAUCAAGCUGUUCAAUUCCUCAAACAAGCUUUUUUCUUUAAAUCCAUCUAAACAAGCAGCUAAAGAAGCUGUUUGCACCUUUCUUCAUCUCUGACUUCUCCAGUGAAGUGGUGCAGCUAUUUCUGUCACUUCAGUCAGUUCCAUUUUAAUUUACUGUUGCUCUUUAGGAUGAACCACCAAGUAUUCUACUUUUUGUUUUACUGUGUUAUGAAUGUUUGGCUGGUGAGAAAUAACUCAGAGAUGAUGAAAAGAUGCACAGUAAACAAUGUUGUCAGAUCUCAAGCAAGUAAUCUGCUCAGUGAUGAAGGAAAAUAUUUUUUAUAGGACUGCCUCCUUUUGUAGAUCAAACCCCUCCAAUCAACUUGACUUGACAGCCACAAAUUUAAAUUAGAAAAUGGGACCAGGUAAUGACCAAGACUCUUUGACCAUUGUGUUUAUUUGGCAUCAAGAUUAAAUCAGUUUUUAUGUAAAGAUUUUCACAGUUGAAAUUGAAGAAUCAGCAGCACUGCUUGCAUAAAAUAAACAAAAUAAACUGAGAUAUUUAGUUAAAAUGUGAACAAGAGCCUGGACAGGAAAUGCCUUUGUUACUGACUUAGCCCUGCUUGCCUCUGCUUAAAAUGAAGUUCAGUCACUGCAUGGUUCCAGGUCUUCACACAGUCAGUCUACGGUCAUUAUAGUCAGAAAGUAUCCAGAGCUUUGUAAACAUGGUAUUUUAUUGGGCUGAUUGUUGAAGACUAGCUGGUGAAAACAGUUUCGGUGGCAUUGAUUUCUGAGUGUUUACGACCAGCCAGCCAUUGGACAAUCUUUGAAAGUCAGCUUAUUUUCAACGUCAAUUCAUUUGAUUUAAUCAGGACAGCACGCAACUAAAACACAAAUGUAAAAACAUUUGAUGCAUUGCACCAGCCUUAGGCUAAAUUACAUCUGUAAAACCAUGGGCACGACUUCCCAAACCAUAUUCUGCAUUCACAUUAUUUCGAUGCCCACCUCCACCCAACCUUUGUACCCACCAUGAUAACUGCCUCCAUGUCUAUGACUUGAUUUACUUUUGCAAUAAAGCUAGCAAGUGUAGUUUUUGACCUGGACAGUGGAGUCUUGCACUCUCGAGACAGUUCUGCAGUACUUAUGAUGAUCUGUGACAACUUUGAGAGAAAAUGGGUUCCACUAAUCUUUUAUGAACAUGUCUAAAAUUCAAGUGACAAAAUGGCAAGUUUUGAAACUCACACGAUGAUCUUGAGAACUUCCACAAACGAUUCAAGACAUUUUGUGGACUCCCUUGCAAAUGUUCACAGACUGAUCUGCAGCUGCCAGCUGUAUAGAAGGGGAGAUGGCAGAGAAUAGACAGAACCAAUCCAUUCUUGACCAGUGAUGAGUAGUGUAUGUUCUCUCUGAUGGUCACUUCAUCUGUAACUGAUGUAGCCUUAAAAACACCUGGCAGUGCCAAAGACCUUUAUUUUAAUACGUCUAAGGGUUUUACUGGCUGAAAACAGAAUCCAUCAGGAAGAAGGUGAUGGAUCUUAGUCGUGUGGUGAUUCUCUUUACCUGCCGUCCUGAACCUGAACAUACUGUUGUAAAGUUUACACUGGAUCUUUUUAUGCUUUGAAAAAAAAAAACAAUAAUAAUGUUGUAUUUGAAAUGGGCUGGUGUGGAAAGCUGUGUGACAUUUUUAGUUUGUUUUGUUGUCUCUGUAUUUUAUUAAAGGCCAGUGGUUUCUUGAGAACAUGAAGACAUAACUAAAUUGCAUCACUUGUGAGGAACUGAUGGCUUUAGGCUUAUUGAAUUUCUGACUCUACAGAAAUUUCCUUUAAAUGUUGAUCCUGGUGUCACAGACACCUUCAAGUAAUAUUGCACUGUUUAAUGCAUCCAUGUGUUAUCAAAAUAAUAUAUUUUAUCAACCUUUUUGUGUUCAGCAAGUGCCUUAAAAUGAUUGUCUGAACUGAACUGUAUGCUGCUUACUGUAUAGCUUGUGCUUUUGUCUUGACAUUUCUUUUUUUUUUUUUCUUCUAUAGAUUUGAAAUAUCUCUGUUCUGAACUUUGACAAACGAUGUUUUGAUGGAUGUUGGCUUAAGUUAUUUUAUUAGGUAAGAUUGUCACUGUUUUUGAUUAAAUGACACAGAACUAAUGUACUGUAACAAAAUAUUAAAGAAGUCUCAUUAA
This is a messenger RNA of Austrofundulus limnaeus, 3762 nucleotides long. It is a transcript of the gene inpp5ka, whose product is annotated as inositol polyphosphate-5-phosphatase Ka. Gene Ontology annotation, cellular component: cytoplasm; ruffle; endoplasmic reticulum. The coding region runs from base 113 to 1585 and encodes 490 amino acids. The record is from RefSeq and is a predicted model, not a curated record. Gene Ontology annotation, molecular function: phosphatidylinositol-4,5-bisphosphate 5-phosphatase activity; phosphatidylinositol-3,4,5-trisphosphate 5-phosphatase activity; inositol bisphosphate phosphatase activity. The transcript is spliced from 14 exons. Gene Ontology annotation, biological process: negative regulation of insulin receptor signaling pathway; phosphatidylinositol dephosphorylation; negative regulation of glycogen biosynthetic process. Lineage: Eukaryota; Metazoa; Chordata; Actinopteri; Cyprinodontiformes; Rivulidae.